Messenger RNA from Calypte anna (Anna's hummingbird), 2601 nucleotides. RefSeq names its product nuclear receptor coactivator 5 (gene NCOA5). Bases 108 to 2204 code for a protein of 698 amino acids. The record is from RefSeq and is a predicted model, not a curated record. Gene Ontology annotation, molecular function: RNA binding. Gene Ontology annotation, biological process: regulation of signal transduction. Gene Ontology annotation, cellular component: nucleoplasm. The transcript has 10 exons. Lineage: Eukaryota; Metazoa; Chordata; Aves; Apodiformes; Trochilidae.
UCUCCCCGCUUUGCGACACGCCGGAAGGCGCGGCGGUUGGCGCCUUUGUCCUGUCGGCGGCGGCCCGGGGCGCGGCGGGCCCGAGUUGGAUUUGGAACGAAAGCAAAAUGGCUCGAGGACGCAAGAGCAAUAGCAUCAAAGAGAGCGACUUCACUAACAGCACCCAUCCUCAGGAUUUAGAGAGAAGACUUUUUGUCGGCAAUUUGCCCACAGACCACAUGACUCGUGAAGAAAUGGAAGAGAUAUUUUCAAAAUAUGGCAAAAUCAGGGCCCUCAGCAUGUACCGUGGCUAUGGGUUCGUGCAGUAUGACCGUCUAGAAGAUGUCCAGGCCGCUCUGGACGGUGAGAAUGGGCGUCUGUAUAAAGGGUAUAGAUUAGAUAUUAAUAAAGCAGUGGAAAGAAGAAAUAUGAAUAAGGCUUCAUCAAGGUCCAGUCCGGCACGAAGAGAGCCAUAUGCCUAUGGAGAUGGCCGAGAUGCCAGGCGUGACCGCUCCCCUCUUCGAGGGAGCCCCCGGAGAGACCCUCGGGAUGGCAGGGAUGGGAGAAACGGGCGAGAUUCCAGAGACAUUCGAGCAAGAGACAUACGUGAUGCCAGAGACCACAGGGACCUGCGAGACCCACGGGAUAUCAGGGAUCCAAGAGACCUGCGAGACCCUCGUGAUGUCAGAGAUCUCCGUGACCCACGGGAACCCCUGUAUGAUCGGUACAGGGAUCCACGGGAUAUGAGAAAUCCACGAGAUGUAAGGGAUCCACGAGAUAUGAGAGACCCUCGGGAUCCUUUGUACAGACGAGAUGAAGCGUACGACCGCUACCUUCGCCUGGACGACUACUACCGGCGGAAGGACGACUCUUACUAUGACCGCUACAAAGAACAUUUUGACAGGGCACUGGGGAAUUCAGACGACCGCCUGAAGCGUGAGGAGCGGCGCCGGGAGGAGCUGUACCGUCAGUACUAUGAGGAAAUCAAGAGACGUUUUGAUGCGGAGAGGCCUGUGGACUGUUCUGUGAUAGUGGUGAAUAAACAGACCAAGGAGUAUGCAGAGUCAGUGGGGCGGAAGGUGCGGGACCUGGGCAUGGUAGUGGACCUGAUCUUCCUCAACACCGAGAUGUCACUGACGCAAGCCCUGGAUGAUGUGAGCAGAGGAGGGUCUCCUUUUGCUAUUGUCAUCACCCAGCAGCAUCAAGUUCACCGUUCUUGCACUGUUAACAUCAUGUUUGGCACCCCACAAGAGCACCGCAACAUGCCUCAAGCUGAUGCCAUGGUGCUGGUGGCAAGGAAUUACGAGCGCUACAAAACAGAGUCACGGGAGAAGGAGCGGGAGGAGAUUGCCCGGCAGGCUGCCAAGAUGGCAGACGAGGCCAUUCUGCAGGAGAGGGAGCGCCCGCCCCCCGCCGAGGAGGGUGUCAGAGGAGGGCACCCUCCAGGUAUUCAGACUCUGCUGAACCUGCUGGCAGACAAUCGCUAUCUGACUGCUGAGGAGAUUGAUAAAGUCAUUAAUUACCUGAGAGACCGAAAGGAGCGGUUGCUGAGGGGCAGCAGUGAGGCUCUGCAGGCACCCAUGUCGAGACAGUCUUUGGUGGCACCUUCAGGAUCAUCUCUGGGUAGUCAGUCCAAUCUUCCAAGCUCUCAGGCUCAUCAGAGUUCACAGCCUCUUGUCCCUGCACCUUCUGUUCCAGUGUCCUCUUCUAAUCCUCAGCAGGAGCUUCAAGCAAAAAUUCUCAGUCUUUUCAACAGUGGGGCAGCCGUGGCUGCUGCAGCAAACAGCAGUUCUGCAGCCUCUGCAGGUACAUCGAGCAAUGCUCCCAACCAGAACUUUGCUAACAUGGCCGGCGGUCAGGCCCGCUCAGCACCAGUGAGUGCUGGAAAUUUAAACCAGGCUCCACAGAGAUUGCAGACUCCAGGCACACAGCUUCCAGCUAUCCAAGGCCCUUCAAGAAAUGCAGGUCCAAGACCUGGAGCUCCUCCACCAGCUCAGUCACUCUAUGGUCAACACCAAAAUCGCCUCCCUGUACCUGGCAAUGUACCUGCUCCAAGGCCAGUAUCUGCUGGUAUCAACUUUGACAACCCCAGUGUACAGAAAGCCUUGGACACCCUCAUCCAGAGUGGUCCUGCACUCUCCCACCUAGUGAGCCAAACCGUGGCCCAGGGGCGAUCAGGGUCCUCAGCCCAGCAACCGAUGGGUUCCUACCAGCGACACUAUUAGAGCUGAGCUGCUGGGCCCUUCCUCCUAUCCUUUGCCAUUCCAUAAUUAGAGCUGUCGGAAGAGUCUCCAGUCCCUGACACAGGAGCAGGGCCCCUGGACACACAUGUCCUCUCCACUUUGGCCAGUGUCCCCCCAGUGAUGUUGCUGCUGACUGUUGCUGACUGCCCCUCCUCACCUGGCCCAGUGUGCGGUGCUGGCAGCACACACUGUGUUUGCUGAGCACCAGGAUGUGCUGGGGGCUGCUGCAGGGACCCGAUUGUUGUGUCAAGUCCCAGCAGCUGCAGCAAUGACAGUCCAGUCCCUCAGCUUUUUCCUUGCUCCUAGUGGCUGCUGCAUCUUUGUGGUGUGGUCUGGUCUUGCUGAACAGUCUCUGUAUAAGUUUGGGUUAGUGGUGAGG